Molecule: messenger RNA, 2191 nt
Organism: Cucurbitaria berberidis CBS 394.84
Lineage: Eukaryota; Fungi; Ascomycota; Dothideomycetes; Pleosporales; Cucurbitariaceae
Exons: 3
Coding region: 1-1887 (628 amino acids)
Source: RefSeq, a predicted model, not a curated record
AUGCCCAUUCUCCCAACGCUCACUCUGCGUGGUCAGUCCACCCCUUCAAUUAUUCCUGCUCCGGGGCUAUCUACUACCUCUAAACACAGUAGCGGUAUCAUCGCUGGAAGUAUCAUUGGCAUUAUAUACGUUAUCCCGUGGUACAGGCGGUGCCAGGAGGUCAAGGUGGUAAAAGAGCAGGCGGUUGAAAGGCAAAGGGCCUCCCUCAGGUUCUUUGAUGAACUGUCACAGCAGAACUUGCGUCACAGCCAGGCCACAAUUAGUACGAUGUGUACUGUGGGCACAACUUUGUCUGUUGGAGACGCGAUUCCUAUGCGUAUGAUGCCUGCUAUGCCUGUCAAGGUUCAUAACUCUCGGCAGACUCGUCUUGGAUCAGAUUUGAAUGGUAGCCAUCAUGAGACUGAUGCAUUGUGGGAACGAUCAUCUUUAGCAACACGCGAUGAGCACGCAUUGUGCUUUCACGCUCUUUUCUCAACACAUGUUAUGCCAUCACAAUACACGCGUUCGCUCGCAUACAUCUUGUUUCUUCCAUUCUUCACCCAGUCAUCAUCAAAUCCAUACAACAACAGAGAGAGAAAACAAAGCACAACAAACAGCAUUCAACAAAGCCAAAGAAGCCAGUUUGAACCCUUGGACAUGGCCGAUUUUCUGAGACCAUCACUUGUGAUUGUCACUGAAGCGAGUUAUGUUACUGUCACUCCGACUGCCUUCUUAGCUACCCGAUCCUCUGUUCUGCCCACCCUCUCAUCGACUAUGGAUAUGGCAAGCACCUCAGCCCAUCUAAGCAUCUCGUCAACCUCGAUUUCAAUGGCUUACACCUCGUCUUCUGCAUUCGUUACUUCAUUGCUAACGAGCACCGCUUCACAGACUGGUAUCCCACCACUGCCAUCUGAAUUCGCUGAGCCAGAAGACCUCCACCCCAAUCCCAAGUUCAACGAUACGUUUGCCAUCAUGAUGCUCGUCGCACUGAGUAUCAUGGCUUUCCUUCUCUUCACCCUCAUCGGAUACCUGAUCUACUUGUGCUGCAAGGGCAAGUGUCCCAAGUGCAAAAACAUGCAGGAGCAGGUCGACAAGUGGGAGCGUGGGGAGCUGAAACAUAUCACCACGGAUAUGGUUAGGAGACGCGAGGUGCUAAACAAUGGCUCGUUGUCUGGAUCCACUGUAGAUCUGGAGAUGGGUACCAUUGAUCCAUCGCUGGCCGCAGCACUGCAUGAUCUUCAAGGCAGGCAAAGGGCGAUGUUUUGGAAUGGAACAAAAGAGACCCUACAUAAGAUGAAACGUAAGUUGAUGCGUAAGUUGAUGAGUAAGGGCAAGAACAACGCUGUACGUCCAGUCCAAACUCGAGCAUCGGCUGAUCGCUUCUUCACAGUAGAAGUCCCAUCUCAGCCUCCGCAGGUCCACUGCGAGCCUGGCGACAACCGUCUGUACGAUCCACCCUCGCCGAGCUGCUACUCUCAACCUACUCAAGUCAACGGACCGCGUGCGUUUAGUGACCACACGGACCCGGAAUUGCUACAGCCUGUUCGCUUCAAACGAGAUAGCGCACCACGACGUUCUACGUACACUGCGUACAUGCGCGACGUUCGGGGCGCUCCGAAUAGGAGUGACAACAUCCGUCAAGCCGAAGCAGGUCUUUCCACGCAAGAGUACCAGGCUGCAGAGCAUGCUAUGCAGCGCGACUCGACUACAGAGUCUUUGAUGCGUCGCGCUCUAGAGGUGGUCAACCGGGCUGAUCAGGAGGUGCAGCGCGCUCGCCAUCCGUCAAGGUAUUCUGAAAACUCGGCACCAAUAGAUAGCGAGCAAGAUACUGGGGCUCGGAACCAGGCGCGUGAGUCCUACCAGAUGGCAGAUUGGCGUCGGGGUCCGCGCAAGGACGGCUUCUUCUGAGUAUCUUAGGAGAAUAUACAAAAAUGCGCAACGCACUAAUCCUAGGAGAGAAGUUACAAGAUCGAAUACUAAAACUGUUAUAAGCUGAGUUGGUUUCUGGGAAGGAUGCGUAGUCUCUAGUAAUGCGCAAGCUGAAAUUUGUUAUACAAGGAGACAUGAACUCAAGCAUUGUGAUACUGUGAUCUCUCAAACCACGUCGACUCUGAAUUUGGAAAUGGACGGAUGUUCGCGGUGUAGCCAUGUUUCUCGUUUUCGAUAGGGUGAUUAGCUUUGACAACACUGUGGUCCAAGACUUAGUUCGUAC